This is a messenger RNA of Cataglyphis hispanica, 734 nucleotides long. Its product is annotated as protein dpy-30 homolog. Bases 9 to 410 code for a protein of 133 amino acids. Gene Ontology annotation, cellular component: Set1C/COMPASS complex. The transcript has 4 exons. The record is from RefSeq and is a predicted model, not a curated record. NCBI's taxonomy places the organism in Eukaryota, Metazoa, Arthropoda, Insecta, Hymenoptera, Formicidae.
CCAGUGUGAUGUUGGCCAAGAAUGAUCGCGGCGCAGUAGUUCAAUGUCGGUUGGCAGUGACGGUUGUUUAUACGAUGGCGUCCGGCGGUGAGAACGGAACCGAAGAACGAACGGAAGCAUCGACGCCGGCUCAACCCAUCACCAAUGUCGUAUCCGAGACGACUCACAAAGUAAUAGGAAUGGAUAAAGAUGCGGAUAUGUCUGGUGUACCAGCAAAGAAAUCUCGUGUUGAAGUGCAAUCUCUUCCAACCAGACAGUAUUUGGAUCAGACAGUAGUACCGAUAUUGCUACAAGCGUUGUCCUGUUUAGCCAAAGAGAGACCUGCUGAUCCUAUAAGCUUUCUCGCUGGCUAUUUACUUAGAAACAAGAGUCAGUACGAUAACGGCGGUUCGCCGCCGACUAGUCAGUGAAUGCUUCCCUGUCCAUGUGCGCAUUUUGUGAGUGAACUUCCACAUUCACCACUCAUUCCUACAACGGAUCACGAAUAAAUGCGCAAAAGUGGAAAGUCCAUGCUCGCGGCACAAUACAGAAGUUCGAUGUGACUGUUGAUAACGUUGCAACAUCCACCUUUACCUUUUUUACUUCCCUACGAGAAGCAUGCAAUAGUUUCCACGUCGAGUUGCUUCCAUCCUCCUCUUUCCACAUUCCUGUUUGCUGUGCUUUUCCAACUUCAGAACUAUGUAAGUAGCUUUAUGCAAUGUGCUAGAACAUGAAUAUACAGAGUUUAUCUCGAA